AUGAUUCUGUUAUUCAUUUCAUGCUGCAUCACAUCAGCGCUCGCUGGAAGUGGAACCCUUAACGUAGCUCCAACUCGUCGAGUUGAAGACACAAUUCCAGUUAUUGAGAUCAGAGGAGAAGGUAAACCUAUGUCUUCUGCCCAAAUAAGACAUUUAGAAGAAAUGAGUAAUGGUGGAAAGCCUCUAGAUAUCAAGAUUGAAAAAACUUUCAUCCCAGCUAAGUGUCCUGUUCUUUCCCAACGAAAAUAUUUCGUAACUUUCCAUUACAAGGUAUUUUUGGAGAAUGGAAAGAAAAUACAUCAAUCCUAUGGAGGAGAUCCUGUGAGAAUUCAGAUUGGUGUUGGAAUGACAUUGCCUGGGCUGGAUAAAGGAUUAAUGCAAACCUGUGCUCAAGAGCUGCGUAAGGUUUCCAUACCCUACAGAUUAGCACAAAGAAAGAAAUCUAAGAUAUGGAAAAACAUUCCAACGGAUGAGCAUUGGGUUAUCAUUAAUGCAGACAUAUCCGAUGUAGAAGAGUACACUCAUGAUUUACAAUUUGAUUUCAUGAACAUGAAUAACGAUACCUAUCUUACCGAGAAUGAUCUAAUUGAUUGGAGUGAGUGGAUGAAGAAGUAUGGAAAAGUUUGGAAGAAUCCGGAUAUCGAUAACGUAAUUGCUGCGAGAUACUAUGUGAAGUACUUCGAUAUUGAUGGAGACGGCAAAGUAUCGAGAGAUGAGUUCAAAACUAUAAUGGAUAGAGAUGAGAAGAUCAUGGACGCAAUCACUAAAAAUAAAAAAAUUUCUGGACGUCAACGAGAUCCUGGAUUUGCAUGGAUUCUCGACUUCAACAAUGAUGGAAUAAUAACGAUGGAGGAAGACAAUGAAGCUGAUACCAAGCUAACAGAUGAUCCUGUUCUGCUCCCAACUGCUACCUCUAAAGAUGAGCUUUAA
Auanema sp. JU1783 is the source of this 930-nucleotide messenger RNA. The record is from the annotation of a GenBank genome assembly. Lineage: Eukaryota; Metazoa; Nematoda; Chromadorea; Rhabditida; Rhabditidae.